AUGGUUAUCAAAAAUAAAGUCGACUACGACCUCGAGGUUCUGGACCGCCCAGGGAUGACACAGUCGGUGGAGCAAAUCACUACGCUGCGAUCACAGCUCUGUCAGCUGGGCAAAUUGUGUUUCGACCCCCUCCCGAAUUACCAAGUUUUCGAAUAUCCGUCCAGCACAUCCUUCCAUGAUAAGAUAAUUGUGUUGGCCAAGCAAGGUGAUGAGCUUAUCGCUUUCCUUUCGGCUGUGAUCCUCCCGGUCUCUGGUCUGAAAGAGCCAGUUGUACAUACCGGCUUGACUGUCAUCCACCCCAGCCUCAGGAAGUCUGGCGUCAUACACAGCCUUUUUGCGGCUUUCUUCCUACAUCUCUUUUCUAUAUAUCCCAAAGGCCUAUGGCUCAGCACACUUUCGGGAAUCGUCACAUCCCUUGGACACAUCGCCACAUAUACAAGUAACGUCUUUCCCUCGCCACAAUGGAAAGAGGCGCACCCAGCGGCACGACCUUCAGAUAUCCACCUCCGAAUCGCCAGAGAGAUCAGUGCGAAAUACCGCCAAAAGAUGCACAUUUCACCCGAGGCACACUUUGACGAAAGUGCCUUCGUGUUCCGUGCUCAAACGCCCACACGUCGUGGCAUUUCGUCUGCCGAUACCGCAAGCGUGUUGAGACAAGAUCACCGCAACAUGACCCUGACACGCUUUUAUCGAGGCUUGUUGCGAGAUCCGGGCGAUGAAGUGCUUCAGAUUUCUUAUUUCGAUCCCGGCUUUACCUUCGGCAGAGGCGCAGAUGUCUCUGAGUGCGGUGCAGAUGAAAGCUUUGCAGGUUCCAUAUUGCUUGAUACCAGAUACGCAGAUUGA
Diaporthe citri is the source of this 843-nucleotide messenger RNA. RefSeq lists its product as uncharacterized. The transcript is spliced from 2 exons. Bases 1 to 843 code for a protein of 280 amino acids. NCBI's taxonomy places the organism in Eukaryota, Fungi, Ascomycota, Sordariomycetes, Diaporthales, Diaporthaceae. The record is from RefSeq and is a predicted model, not a curated record.